Molecule: messenger RNA, 1091 nt
Organism: Carassius auratus (goldfish)
Lineage: Eukaryota; Metazoa; Chordata; Actinopteri; Cypriniformes; Cyprinidae
Product: C-type mannose receptor 2-like
Exons: 2
Coding region: 11-745 (244 amino acids)
Source: RefSeq, a predicted model, not a curated record
AAACUGAUUGAUGAAUCUGUUUUCAUCUGUUUUUCUUAAAGCAGACACAGAACUUGUCUUAGUCAAUCAGCUGAAGAGUUGGAGAGACGCUCAGAGUUACUGUAGACAGAAUCACAUUGAUCUGGUCAGUGUGAGGAACCAGAACGAGAAUCAACAGAUUCAGCAGAUCAUUAGUGACAGACAGUUAUCAGGAUCAUGGAUCUGGAUCGGUCUGUUCAGAGACUCAUGGCAGUGGUCAGAUCAGAGUAACUCUUCAUUCAGAGACUGGGACACUGAUGAACCUGAUAAUAAUGGAGGAAAUGAAAACUGUGCAGCUCUUAAUGCUCAGGGACAAUGGCAUGACGUCUCUUGCACCAAUCAAUAUCCUUUUGUGUGUUAUGAAGAUCCUGAACUGAUUGUGAUCCGAGAGAAUGUGACGUGGUCUGAAGCUCUGAGAUACUGCAGACAGAAUCAUGUGGAUCUGGUCUCGGUUCAUUCAGAAGAGAUGCAGCGUCGUGUGAUGAACGUGGUUAAACGUGCGUCUACUGCGGAGGUGUGGUUGGGUUUACGUUACUCUCACAUUUUGGGCAUCUGGUUCUGGGUGAGUGAAGAUACCGUGUGCUAUCAGAACUGGGCUCCAGGGAACGGCACAUCAGAGGAGGACUGUGAACACACAGUGAGAUCUGGAGCAGUUCAGUCUGGAGGAGAUCAGCGCUGGAUCAGCCUUCCUGAGACUCACAAACUCAACUUCAUCUGCACAACUUAGAAAGAGUAAAGAACAUGUGAAUGCCUGUAUGUUUAUUUCCACUAUCUUACUCUUUAAAGGUGUGAAGGUUAAAUACAUGUGUACUAUUUUUCUACAGAUAAUGUUAUAUACAUAGUUCAUGCAAUCUUUCAGUAAUAUAUUACUGAGCUGUGAAGUGUAGAUGGUCUGUAUUUCUCCAGGUGGAUGAAUCUGUGUAGGUGGUGUUUGGUUAAGGGCUUAGAGUUAGAACUGCUGUUUUUAAUGUGUUUGCUUUUACAAACUCUUUCAAAAUGUACUUUUGUGUUUUAUUCAGUAACGGCAGAAUUUUGAGACAUUCAUCUGCCAGUUUAAUUUUAUUAGGGGUCCA